This is a messenger RNA of Scomber scombrus (Atlantic mackerel), 918 nucleotides long. RefSeq names its product synaptoporin b (gene synprb). The transcript has 5 exons. The coding region runs from base 1 to 918 and encodes 305 amino acids. NCBI's taxonomy places the organism in Eukaryota, Metazoa, Chordata, Actinopteri, Scombriformes, Scombridae. Gene Ontology annotation, cellular component: synaptic vesicle; synaptic vesicle membrane. The record is from RefSeq and is a predicted model, not a curated record.
AUGUGUAUGGUUAUAUUUGCUCCGAUUUUUGCCAUUUGUGCUUUUGCAACAUGUGGAGGAUACUUUGGUCAUCUCCAGGUUAAAGUGGACUGUGCAAACAGGAGGCAGAGUAACCUCAGCAUCAACAUUGAUUUUGGGUAUCCUUUCAGAUUACAACAAGUGCAUUUCAAGGCUCCCUUGUGUGACGCAAAGAGAGAAGAGAUUAUCUUCCUGGAUGGUGACUUUUCCUCAGCUGCUCAGUUUUUUGUGACCGUGGGUGUUUUUGCUUUCUUGUACUCUCUGCUGGCCACCAUUGUCUAUGUUUUCUACCAGAACAAGUACCUAAAGAACAACAGAGGCCCACUUGUGGAUUUUGUUGUUACAGUGAUCUUCUCCUUCAUGUGGCUGGUCGGCAGUUGUUGUUGGGCCAAAACCAUUUCUAAUAUCAAGACGGCCACAAACCCAACACAGGUGCUCCUGCUCAUCUCCGCCUGUAGAGCUCAAGAGAAUAAAUGCACAGCUACCCAGGAGCCUCUCUGGUCACGUCUUAAUACAUCUGUGGUUUUUGGUUUUGUUAACGUUGUCUUGUGGGUUGGAAAUAUUUGGUUUGUGUUCAAAGAGACAGGCUGGUACAAGACCGGUCAGAGAUACCCGACCAGGAGUGCUUCUGGGAAACGUGCCAGUGAAAUGCGGCAGCGGCUCUACAGUGAAAGCAGCUUUGACCAGCCAGAGGAGAGUUUUGGUCCACAACCAUCCAGACAAGACAGUUUCAAACAGUCAAUGGGGGAUGUUGGUCAGCAGGUACACAGACAGGGUAGCAUCAACCAAUCACAAGUGAGCUUUAGCUUACCACAGACAUACCUUGGUAAACCAGUCAUUUAUGACAGGGAGAACAAAGUCGCCUCCCAAGGGCCAAUGAUAUUUGUCAAUGAGAUGUGA